ACCCCUCUUCUGCACACACCAUGGCGACAUAGGAAUCAAAACCUUCGUUCUUCAAAAUAACGAGGUUGCCUUCGCUCGCACGUUCAGGCUCAGGCAUUAAGCGAGAAGCAAACGGGAGCACUACUGGAGUUUCGAUCGGAGUUAUACAGUGAACGGAAAAUUCUGGCCUGAGAAUUACAAGCAGAAGAACAUGAUGAAGAUUAAUGUGAACUCGAUCGCUCGGAAGGUCGAGGUCGACAAUCGGAUUCCGCUUCGGAAUUACUACCGUAUAGCCGAUAAUCUCCUCAGACAGGCAAACAUAUACCGAGAGGAGAAGAAUGUUAUAGAUUUGUAUAUCAUACUUAUUAGAUAUUCAAGUUUGGUAUCUGAAACAAUGCCAUGCCAUCAAGAUUACCAACAUUUAAAUCCGAAAGAAAGAUCACCUUAUAAAAAGAGAUUGAUUGCUGUGCUAGACGAGCUUGAAUCAUUGAAACCUGAAUUUCAACGUCUAGUUGAUGAACUUAACAAAGCUCAUGCUGGAAUUCAACUGCUUGAACUUGAUGAUUCUGAAAGGAUUAGUUGUGGUUUGGAAAAAUCUUCUUUAGAAUGGCAACAGCCCCCAGUCAGCACAAAAUCUUACUUAAAUGGGGAUAUUAAACAGUCUGCCAAUAUGGCACCAAGUUCUUCAUGGAAAUAUGGCAGUAAUCAAGCUCACUCAUCAUAUCCCUUGCAGAUAGACAACCAAUUCCAGAAGAUAAACCUUAACAUGCCUCUUCCAAAGCAAGAGACCUUGUCUCGACACUCAUUUUUAGGUCCAAAUGGUCUUCGGGGCCAGUGGCUAGGACCUAGUUCACAAAUUAAGGUUCAAUAUCCAAGCAACAGUGAGUUAACUUCUAUUGAAAAUUCCAGCCUGACUCCGGAUGGGCAACAUGAUAUCGUGACAGUAAGAGAUGGUGUGCCUGGAGAUGCUGGAUCUGCAAUGGAAUCAAUUCUCUCCUUAGAUGAUGGUAGAUGGUCACAUCCUGCCGACGAUUUGUCUUCUCUGUUAAUAAACGAGGCGAGGGAAGAUCCUUUCCAGUUUGUCAGUAUCAGACAACCUUCCCCUCCUCCUGUUCUUGCUCAAGUACAGGACUUAACUGCAAUUCCUCCAUCAAGAGUUGCAGAUCCGAGACCUGGACCUGUGAAACCUUGUCCAGAUGGGAUGCCAAGCCCCAACUCUUAUCAACAUUUACAUGUUGCUGUGAAUAUGAUGGAAGCCUUCUUGAGAUUAGCUCAGGCAAAUACUAUGAAGAAUUUAGAAACAUGUGGUGUGCUUGCUGGUUCAUUGAAAAACAGGGUUUUCCAAAUCACUACGCUUAUAAUCCCAAAGCAAGAGUCAACUUCAGAUUCGUGUCAAACAUUGAAUGAAGAAGAAAUAUUUGAAGUUCAAGACCGAUUGUCCCUUUUCCCUCUUGGUUGGAUUCAUACACACCCUUCACAGACCUGUUUCAUGUCGUCGGUUGAUUUACAUACUCAUUAUUCAUAUCAGAUAAUGUUACCAGAAGCAAUUGCAAUAGUUAUGGCCCCAACAGAUGAGAGAAGUCCACAUGGCAUAUUCCAUCUGUCUGAUCCUAGUGGUGUCUCCGUGAUUCGUAAUUGCCAGCAGCGGGGUUUUCAUCCCCAUGAAGAGCCUUCAGAUGGGAACCCAAUUUAUGAGCACUGUUCUCAUGUCUAUAUGAAUGAAAAGUUAAAAUUUGAUGUGAUUGAUCUUCGUUAAGUCUGCUCAGGAUAUAUGAUUACCCAAGGCGUCACUGUAAAUGAUUGUGUAAUUACGGACGCCAUUUGAAGCUUUCAGUAGCUGCGAUUAUCAGAACCCUAAGAUGUAAUUUGAAGGAUACUCAAUAUAGUUGGAUCAUGAGAACAUGCUGUUGGUGCCUUUCAACUUGUAGGUACGCUUCACCUAUAUUUUUUCUGCAUACCCUGUGAUUGUCAUUUCUUUUCAGAAACAUCUAAUUGUAAUAGCUUACUGGUUUUUGUUUCGGAUGUUAGUAUCUCUAUAUUUAUUUCAUCUCAAAUGAAUAAAUGAUAUAUACAUAUAUCAAAAUUAUGGUGAAAACA
Molecule: messenger RNA, 2076 nt
Organism: Tripterygium wilfordii
Lineage: Eukaryota; Viridiplantae; Streptophyta; Magnoliopsida; Celastrales; Celastraceae
Product: AMSH-like ubiquitin thioesterase 3
Exons: 15
Coding region: 191-1735 (514 amino acids)
Biological process (GO): protein K48-linked deubiquitination; protein K63-linked deubiquitination
Cellular component (GO): endosome; membrane
Molecular function (GO): K63-linked deubiquitinase activity; protein binding; metal-dependent deubiquitinase activity
Source: RefSeq, a predicted model, not a curated record